Messenger RNA from Cylindrotheca closterium, 2277 nucleotides. Lineage: Eukaryota; Bacillariophyta; Bacillariophyceae; Bacillariales; Bacillariaceae. The record is from the annotation of a GenBank genome assembly.
AUGAAUAACAACACGAAUAAUAAGGAUGGGCCAUCACCCCAGCUACGAAGGGCAGGAACCACCGAAACGAGCAGCGACGGUUCUGGCUCCACUUCUCCCAUUAUCGGUGAUAUUAAUACCACUCAAAACAAUAACAACAUUGAUAUCAGCGGAAGGUCCGCCAAUGGCCAGCACAUGACGGUUCAUAGACGAAAAUUGCUUCAUGUCAACGAGGAUUCCCGUCAAAACAAAGUCUAUCCUGUGCAACGGGCCAGAGCUUCUAUGAAAGAGUCCUUUGAAACCAGAACGAAACGAAUGCUCCCUUCUCCCAAAGCAUUCGCCAAAGAAGUCGACUGGCUCGGAGUGAUCUUGCCCUGCACCAAAUGGAUGCGGCAUUACAACCUUCGAAACAGCCUCAUGGCCGAUGUGAUUGCCGGACUAACGGUAGGAAUCAUGAUUGUUCCUCAGAGUAUGUCUUAUGCCAAAUUAGCAGGACUUCCAGUGGAAUAUGGAUUGUAUUCCUCCUUGGUGCCAGUCUUUACCUAUGCGCUUUUUGGAAGCUCGCGUCAACUAGCCGUGGGGCCUGUGGCACUCAUUUCGUUGCUCCUAAAUACUGGUCUAACGGACGCGCUCAAGGACCUUCCCGUGGACGAUCCAGCCUAUCAAGAAACGUACAACUUGAUGGCCAAACAAGUUUCCUUUUUGGUGGGCAUUGCCUACCUCAUCAUGGGAGUCCUGCGACUAGGUUUCGUUACUAUUUUUUUGAGUCAUGCGGUGGUGUCUGGUUUCACCACCGGUGCGGCUGUUAUCAUUGGCAUGUCCCAACUCAAACAUAUUCUUGGUUACGACAUUGAAAACUCCAAAGUUCUUCAUGAAUUGGUGGGCAACCUCGCCGAUGGCAUUGGGGAUUUCAACUGGAAGACUUUUAUCCUUGGUAUUAUGAGUGUGGGCGUCCUGGUGGGAAUGAAAACAGCUGGAAAGACCUAUCCAAAAUUCAAGUGGAUGCGUGCCAUGGGGCCACUCACAGUGACUGUGGUCUCCAUUAUUUUGGUGGUGACGUUGGACUUGGAAAAUCAAGGCAUUCCCAUUGUCGCCGAAAUCCCCAAGGGUUUGCCGUCCUUUACCGGAGACUUGUUGACGCCCAUUGAUCGGUUGGAUCAAAUGUGGGUCAUUGUCGUCUCCAUUACCAUUGUGGGAUUUAUGGAAUCGAUUGCCAUUGCCAAGCAAUUGGCCAGUAAGCACAACUACGAGGUGGACUCGUCCAUGGAACUCAUGGGACUUGGAAUGGCAAACUUUGUGGGUGCCAUGUUCCAUUCCUAUCCAGUCACUGGAAGUUUCAGUCGGUCUGCGGUUAAUAACGAAGCUGGAGCCAAGAGUGGAAUUUCUGGACUCAUCACUUCCGUCUUGGUUGCCAUUGCCCUCUUGUUCUUGACUCCAGUCUUUGAAAAGUUGCCUCUUGCUGUUUUGGCUUCCAUUGUGCUGUCCGGUGUCAUUGGAUUGAUCGACUACGAAGAAGCCAAGUACUUGUGGAGAGUCCACCGAUUCGACUUUUUGGUCUGGUUGGUGGCUUGUCUCUGCACCAUGUUCCUUGGAGUCGAGAGUGGCCUCGGUAUCGCUGUUGGCCUUUCUCUCCUCUUUAUCAUUUACGAAUCAGCCAUUCCAAAGACUACUGUGCUAGGAAGACUCCCAGGAUCUACAAACUACCGCAACGUCAAGCAAUACGCGAAUGCCGAACGUUACAACGGCAUUGUGGUGGUGCGCAUUGACGCUCCCAUUUACUUUGCCAACACACAAACGAUGCGUGAAAAGUUUGAAAAGUAUCGAAAACAAGCGGAAAAGCUCUGGAGGGACCAGCAAAAGGCGCAAGAGCAACAGUUUGUCGAGACUGGUACUCAAGAUGAAAACACGGACGUGGGUGCUAUUACCGACGUCAAGUAUUUCAUCAUCGAAAUGACGCCGGUAGCCCACAUUGAUACCAGUGGACUCCAUAUUCUUUUGGACAUGAUCAAGAUGUACAAGAAGCGAGGCAUUCAAAUAUGCUUGGCGAAUCCCAACGUCGAAGUCAUGGGACGCUUGGACAACAGUGGGGUUGUCGAGGCCGUGGGAGAAAACCACAUCUUUGUCACGGUCCAUGAUGCCGUGGCGUGGGGUUUGGAUCAAUUGGAUUUGGCAUUUGUGUCAAGUGCGGGUAGUUUGGAAGAAGGUGAAGCACAAGAACGCUUGGGGGAUGUGGAAGAAGGAAACGAGGAAGGCACUACGUCCAAUGAUAAGGAUGCCUACGAAGUGAUGCAAAUAUAA